AUGGAUGUGGACACUAUUUCGGAUGACCUGACCAUCCAGCAGGUCAUGCUGGACUCCAUAGAGGAAGAGAUUUAUGACGGUGUUGAGCAGGAGAGGGCGGAGAUCUUGACCGAGAUUGCCAGGCUUAAGGCUCUUUUGGAAGAAGCGAAGAAGCCGGGCGGAUCUCACCAAGCCGGAUCAUCCUCCCACCAGAGACCAGCAACACCAGAGCCCCAGCAUUAUUCUCCUGCUGAUUCAUCGCUAUCCAUCCCCGAAUCUACGUCCCAUGGGGCUAGACGCGACCAACAUAAUGCGUCGCAAAUUUCUCUUCCAUCUAGAAAACGAGAUCGAGACAACUCUUCUUACCAGGCAAACAAGUCGCGUCGUACGACACCAUCUCCACACCCUGCCACAAGUUUUAGUUCGUCUUUUGAUUUUGAUAACCUAGAAGUGAUCGAUCUCACUGGCGACAUUGACCCUGACUUCAUGGCCGAGCAAGUACGCCAAGAGCAAAUCCUGGAGCAGGAGAAAGCCGAUCAAGAGUUUGCCCGCAUGUUGUCAAGCCAAGGGGAAGGGGCUGCUUCUACGCCAAAACUUUCGCAAAAGUCCGCCCCUCGAGCUUCCCAAGCCUCUUCAUCCAACCCGAACAGCGCUUUUAAGAAAAUCAUGGAUACACAGAGACUGAACGGAAUGCCUUCUGCUAGUCAAGGCCGGAAUGGGCCCUCCGUGAAAAGGGAGCCAGGUUCCUCAAUGAAUCCAAUGUCUGGUGCAAUGCCAGGCGCAUAUGACCCCGCCUGGGAUCAGACCCCGAAGCAGUCACCAUAUAAAUCUGAAGUGGUUCCUCAGCCUGGAAAGUACCAAGUCCCUGCGAGGCACCCUGCAUCCACGGCCGGGCUCCGAGCCGACAACCCUAUCAUCGUGGGCGAAUCUUCGUCAUAUUCUCAACAGCCUAUUCCCCGCCAUCCGAUGGUUCAGGGUCGAGGAAACUCUUUGAGUGACAUAAUUAGCCUGACCUCUGGUUACGACUAUACGAAUAAUUUGGAUACUUUUGGAAAUCCCUUGCCUGAGCGGUUGACGAGUUACAUCAAUGAUAUGGUACAUGAUACGCGAGUUACAGAACAAGAACUGGAUGAUCUCCUACAAAAUAUCCGGCCUGAUAUGGAGAUCCCCGAGCGUGAUCGUGUUGGCACACCCGAAGGCCUUAAAGGCACCCUGUAUCACCACCAAGAAAUUGCCCUGACAUGGCUGAAGAAGAUGGAGGAAGGGACGAACAAAGGAGGUAUUCUUGCUGAUGACAUGGGCCUUGGCAAGACUAUCUCAAUGAUCUCACUGAUGUUGGCCCGUCCGCCGACUACAAGACCCAAGACAAAUCUCAUUAUUGGACCUGUCGCGCUUCUCCGGCAGUGGGAGGAAGAGAUCAGAGACAAGGUGCAGCCCUCCCACCGGAUGUCGAUUUUCGUACACCAUGGCAAUAAGAAACUAUCCGUAACCUCGGAUGACCUGGCCAGAUAUGAUGUCGUUCUUACAACCUACAUGACUCUGGCUGCGGAGAGCAAGCGUUUAGAGAAGUUGAAAGACGAGUACGAAGCACAGCGACGACAAAUUGAUUACAAUGAUAGAAACAUCAUCAAAAAGUUUCCUUUGCUUCAUCCUAGGACAAAGUUUUACCGAAUCAUAUUGGAUGAAGCCCAGUGCAUCAAGAACAAGAACACCCAGUCAGCAAAGGCUUGUCACAAACUGAAUGGAGUUCAUCGAUGGUGUCUUUCUGGUACGCCAAUGAUGAAUGGUGUGGACGAGUUGUUCUCCCUACUGGCAUUCUUAAAAAUCAAGCCAUAUUGCGCUUGGGAAAAAUUCAGACAGGCUUUUGGUUCCUUGUUUGGAAAAAGAGGUGAUCCAACAAGCGAGGCGAUGUCAAGGCUGAGAGUCUUGCUCAAGGCCAUUAUGCUACGUCGAAAAAAGAACUCUACAAUAGAUGGUAGACCAAUCUUACGACUACCACCGAAAACUGAGGAGACGGUCCAUGUCAAACUAACGCAAGACGAGCUUGAUUUUUACAAGCAGCUGGAGGAGAAGUCGCAGGUGAUUUUCAAUAAGUACCUCCGAGACGGUAGCAUUGGAAAGAACUACUCCCACAUCCUGGUUUUGCUUCUCCGCUUGCGACAGGCUUGUUGCCACCCUCACUUGAACCUCGACGUUGAUGACGCGGCCCCGACGUCGGCCGCUAACGUGGAAGAAAUCGUUCGUAAACUCGACCCUGCAACCGUUGAGCGUAUCAAGGCAAUUGAGGCAUUCGAGUGCCCCGUAUGUUAUGAUGCUGUUCAAACACCGCAGUUCUUCGUCCCUUGUGGUCACGACAGCUGUCAACAGUGUUUGGCCCGCAUAGUUGAUAGUGCGGCAACGAACAGUAUUCGGGAAGGCAACGAGACCACCGUUACCGCUAGAUGCCCCGUGUGUCGAGGCGACUUUGAGCCUGCCAAGUGUUUCAGCCUUCAGACGUUCCAGAAGAUCCACAUGCCGAGCGAUGUGAAAGCCGAAAACAAGGAGGACCUUGACGAAACCGAUGAUGGUGUCUCUGAUUCGGAUCUUGAUGAUGAAACCGAAGAUGAAGACGCCGAUGACGUUGAUGCAAAGGGAAACCUUAAAGGUUUUAUUGUAGAUGAUGAGGACUUCAAGGACGACUUGUUCGGGGCCAAGCAGGAAGACGAGGACAAGAAGGAUCAGAAGAGAAAGAAGAAGAAGAGAUCGAAGGGCAAAGGCAAAGAUCGCGCUUCUGAUGUGAAGCCUUCAAUGCUCAAACAACUCCGCAUGGAGGCCAACAAGAACCACGUCGCCUAUAAAAAGUAUAUGGCCUACUUGCACAAGACAUGGCUUCCAUCUGCAAAGGUUGCGGAGUGCAUGAAGCUUUUGACGGCUAUCCAGGAGACGGGCGAGAAGACAAUUAUCUUCUCGCAAUGGACCCUGCUUCUUGAUCUGGUUGAGGUCGGCAUGAAACACGAAGGGUUUGCCAAAAAGCCUGUGAGAUACGACGGCGGAAUGUCGGCGAACGAGCGUAACAACGCCGCUCACGAGUUCCGGACAAAGGAGGAUGUCAAAGUCAUCCUCGUGUCUCUGAAAGCAGGUAAUGCUGGGUUGAACCUGGCGGAUGCAUCCCGUGUUAUCAUCUUGGAUCCUUUCUGGAACCCAUACAUUGAAAUGCAGGCAGUCGACCGAGCAUACCGCAUUGGGCAGCAAAGAGAAGUCAAAGUUUACCGCAUCCUGACACAGGAAACGGUUGAGGACCGUAUCAUGGAACUACAGGAGAGAAAGAAGGAGAUGGUGGAGGCCGCGUUAGACGAAGCUGCCGGAAAGAGCAUCAGCCGCCUUAGUACGAGUGAGCUCAAGUACCUCUUCAACGGUAGGCGUUAG
Messenger RNA from Clonostachys byssicola, 3384 nucleotides. The record is from the annotation of a GenBank genome assembly. NCBI's taxonomy places the organism in Eukaryota, Fungi, Ascomycota, Sordariomycetes, Hypocreales, Bionectriaceae.